AUGGACCUACUCUCAAUUGAAAAAUUCCUUUGUGAUUUGAGUGUCAAUCAAGUAGGACCAAUAAUCAAAAAGAAAUCUGGGACACAGCAUGUUUAUGAUCUAAAAACUGGCGAAAGGGCUGUUGAUAUUGUUACAGCAAUUGAUAAACAGGUUGAGAAAUUAAUCUGGGAUUCUUUGAAAGAGCAAUAUCCAGAUUUCAAGUUUGUUGGUGAGGAAAGUUAUGUUAAAGGUGUGACAACGAUCACUGAUGAUCCGACAUUUAUUGUUGACCCGAUUGACGGUACAACCAAUUUUGUACAUGAUUUCCCAUUCAGUUGUACAUCUUUAGGGUUAACCAUUAAUAAAGAACCAGUAGUUGGAGUAAUAUACAAUCCUCACUUGGAUUUGCUUAUUUCUGCUUCCAAAGGCAACGGUAUUAGGAUAAACCGCGAACCUUUUGAUCAUAAAGCUAAAUUGGAAUCUAUGGGGCCUUUAUAUCUGAAUAAAUCUGUGGUUGCACUUCAACCAGGUUCUGCAAGAGAAGGUAAUAAUUUCAAGACAAAAAUGAAAACAUAUGAAUCUCUGUUAUCUUGUGACGAAGGGUUUGUCCAUGGCUUCAGAAACUUAGGUUCAACUGCAAUGACAUUGGCUUAUAUUGCUACUGGUAACUUAGAUAGUUAUUGGGAUGGUGGUUGUUACUCUUGGGAUGUAUGUGCGGGAUGGUGUAUCCUAAAGGAAGCAGGAGGUAUCAUUGUUGGCGCCAAUCCCGGUGAAUGGGAUAUUCCAAUUGACAACAGAUCAUAUUUAGCUGUGCGUGGUACAACUGAAGAGGGAGGUAAAGAACUACAAAAGAAAUAUGUGGAUGACUUUUGGAAGUGUGUAAAGGGUAAAUUGAGCUACGACUAA
Nakaseomyces glabratus is the source of this 885-nucleotide messenger RNA. RefSeq names its product inositol monophosphate 1-phosphatase INM1 (gene INM1). NCBI's taxonomy places the organism in Eukaryota, Fungi, Ascomycota, Saccharomycetes, Saccharomycetales, Saccharomycetaceae. The record is from RefSeq and is a predicted model, not a curated record. Gene Ontology annotation, biological process: phosphatidylinositol phosphate biosynthetic process; signal transduction; inositol metabolic process. Gene Ontology annotation, molecular function: inositol monophosphate 1-phosphatase activity.